CAUGAAGUUCUCCUGUUUUCCCUCAGCUGGCAGAUGCAUGUCGGGUGAUUGGUAGCGUGGAUUCGUGCGCGUUCAUCAUAAGUUUAUUUGAACGAAUGUGUGUUUGUUCAUCAUGUGAAGGGAAAACGCUGCAGCUGUGUGCAACAAGCGCGAGGCAGACAUCACAUCUAGUUUUGAUUGUUUAUUAAAAGAAGAGGAUGAGACCAAACAUCAAUGACUGACCUUUGACCCUGGAGGGAGCACCGUCUCCCUGGGAGUGAUUUCCGGGAGGAAGGGGCUAGCCUGGGUCCAGGGAUGGACAUGGACAGCUACCCAGGGGGGAGCACCUCGGGACCUAACAUCACAAACUGCACCGUCUUACCGGCCAGCAGCCUGCAGGCAGUCCAGUUCACAGACGGGAUGGCGGUGGUGGUGGUCAUUCUUGGUCUCCUCACUCUCCUCACUGUGCUCAUCAACGGCGCCGUUAUCGCCGCCAUCUGCACCACCAAGAAGCUCCACAUGCCCGCCAACUACCUCAUCUGCUCCCUGGCCGUCACUGAUUUCCUGGUGGCACUACUCGUCAUGCCCAUCAGCAUCCUCUACAUCACCAUGGAGACGUGGUCGCUGGGUCAGGUGGUAUGCGAGAUGUGGUUGAGUGUGGACAUGACCUGCUGCACCUGCUCCAUCCUACACCUGUGCGUCAUCGCCCUGGACCGGUACUGGGCCAUCACCAAAGCUAUCGAGUACGCUCGCAAGAGGUCAGGCCGCCGUGCCGCCAUCAUGGUGGGAAUAGUCUGGGUCAUCUCAGUUUUCAUAUCCAUGCCGCCCUUGUUCUGGAGGCAGAGGCCCAUCAGCGACAGCUUCCAUCAGUGCAUCAUAGAGCACGACCACCUGGGAUACACUAUAUAUUCUACUUUGGGGGCGUUUUACAUCCCCAUGAUCAUCAUUCUUAUCUUAUACUACAGGAUUUACAAUGCCGCCAAAACUCUUUACCAGAAGCGUGGCUCUUCUCGGCACCUCAGCAGCCGCAGCAUGGGUAGUCAAAACUCUGUGGACCAUUGUCGGGUCUCCCACACUUUCUGUGUGUCAGACUUGUCCAACUCCGAUCCCACACUGGCUCCUGACAAACUCAACGCCAACAUCUGCAUCCCGUCCUUUGAGACAGACAUGGACAGGCAGGAUGAGAAAAACCAGAUAUGCACCUCACGCGAGAGGAAAGCAGCGCGAAUCCUAGGCCUCAUCCUCGGGGCCUUCAUCAUCUGCUGGCUGCCUUUCUUUUUGAAGGAGCUCCUGGUGGGUCUGCAAGUGUUGCAGCCUUCUCAGCUUCUCUCUGACUUCCUGACCUGGCUGGGUUACAUCAACUCUCUCAUUAAUCCCCUGCUGUACACCAGCUUCAAUGACGAUUUCAAGCUGGCUUUUAAAAAGCUGCUCAAGAGAAAAGAGCAUGCAUAGGUCCAAGGUUAAGAAUACCAAAGGGAAUGUAUACACUUUUAACUUACCGUCUGUCUCCUGGCAAUAUGGAGUGUGAUGUUGUGCUUUUGAAGGAAAAAAGUUACACCUCAGCAAACAAUGUAUUCUCUGUUUUCCUCAAUAAAGGAAUUCUUUAUAA
Messenger RNA from Dicentrarchus labrax (European seabass), 1588 nucleotides. Its product is annotated as 5-hydroxytryptamine receptor 1E. Gene Ontology annotation, biological process: adenylate cyclase-activating adrenergic receptor signaling pathway. Bases 295 to 1431 code for a protein of 378 amino acids. Gene Ontology annotation, cellular component: membrane. Gene Ontology annotation, molecular function: G protein-coupled receptor activity. Lineage: Eukaryota; Metazoa; Chordata; Actinopteri; Moronidae. The record is from RefSeq and is a predicted model, not a curated record. The transcript has 2 exons.